AUGUGGCAGCUGAACUAUCCAGGCGAAACCAAGCAGUGUAAAAUGUGGCAGCUGAACUAUACAGGCGAAACCAAGCAGUGUAAAAUGUGGCAGCUGAACUAUCCAGGCAAAACCAAGCAGUGUAAAAUGUCGCAGCUGAACUAUCCAGCCGAAACCAAGCGGUGUAAAAUGUGGCAACUGAACUAUACAGGCGAAACCACGCAGUGUAAAAUGUGGCAGCUGAACUAUCAAGACGAAACCAAGCAGUGUAAAAUGUGGCAGCUGAACUGUGCAGGCGAAACCAAGCAGUGCAAGCUCGGGCAGACAUUUAACUCGUACUACAUCCAGGCAAGCUCGGACGGGAUUUAUAACUUGUACUACAACAAGGCAAGCUCGGGCAGACCUCAAAACUCGUACUGCAUCCAGACUAGCUCGGGCGGGAUUUAUAUCUUGUACUACAUCCAGGCAAGCUCGGGCGGGAUUUAUAUCUUGUACUACAACCAGGCAAGCUCGGACAGACCUCAAAACUCGUACUUCAACCAGGCAAGCAACCGCAGACCUUAUUACUCGUACUCGAACCAGGCAAGCACGGACAGACCUUAUAAUUCGUACUACAUUCCGGCAAGCACGGACAGACCUUAUAACUCGUACUGCAUCCAGGUAUCCUUACUACAACCAGUCAAGAUAAAAACUAACAAACCUUACUACAGCCAGGCAAGCAGGGGUGGACCUCAUAACUCGUACUACAGCCAGGCAAGCAGGUGUGGACCUCAUAACUCGUACUACAGCCAGGCAAGCACGAGUGGACCUCAUAACUCGUACUACAGCCAGGCAAGCAGGGGUGGACCUCAUAACUCGUACUACAGCCAGGCAAGCAGGGGUGGACCUCAUAACUCGUACUACAGCCAGGCAAGCAGGGGUGGACCUAAUAACUCGUACUACAGCCAGGCAAGCAGGGGUGGACCUCAUAACUUGUACUACAGCCAGGCAAGCAGGGGUGGACCUCAUAACUCGUACUACAGCCAGGCAAGCAGCGGUGGACCACAUAACUCGUACUACAGCCAGGCAAGCAGGGGUGGACCACAUAACUCGUACUACAGCCAGGCAAGCAGGGGUGGACCUCAUAACUCGUACUACAGCCAGGCAAGCAGGGGUGGACCUCAUAACUCGUACUACAGCCAGACAAGCAGCGGUGGACCUCAUAACUCGUACUACAGCCAGGCAAGCAGGGGUGGACCUAAUAACUCGUACUACAGCCAGGUAAGCAGCUGUGGACCACAUAACUCGUACUACAGCCAGGCAAGCAGGGGUGGACCACAUAACUCGUACUACAGCCAGGCAAGCAGGGGUGGACCUAAUAACUCGUACUACAGCCAGGCAAGCAGGGGUGGACCUCAUAACUCGUACUACAGCCAGACAAGCAGCGGUGGACCUCAUAACUCGUACUACAGCCAGGCAAGCAGGGGUGGACCUAAUAACUCGUACUACAGCCAGGGAAGCAGGGGUGGACCUCAUAACUCGUACUACAGCCAGGCAAGCAGGGGUGGACCUCAUAACUCGUACUACAGCCAGGCAAGCAGGGGUGGACCUAUUAACUCGUACUACAGCCAGGCAAGCAGGGGUGGACCUCAUAACUCGUACUACAGCCAGGCAAGCAGGGGUGGACCUCAUAACUCGUACUACAGCCAGGCAAGCAGGGGUGGAUCUCAUAACUCGUACUACAACCAGGCAAGCAGGGGUGGACCUCAUACCUCGUACUACAACCAGGCAAGCACGAGUGGACCUUAUAACUCGUACUGCAACCAGGCAAGCACAGCUAGACCUAAUAACUCCCAGACAAGCAGCGGUGGACCUCAUAACUCGUACUACAGCCAGGCAAGCAGGGGUGGACCUCAUAACUCGUACUACAGCCAGGCAAGCAGGGGUGGACCUCAUAACUCGUACUACAGCCAGGCAAGCAGGGGUGGACCUCAUAACUCGUACUACAGCCAGGCAAGCAGGGGUGAAGCUCAUAACUCGUACUACAGCCAGGCAAGCAGGGGUGGACCUCAUAACUCGUACUACAGCCAGGCAAGCAGGGGUGGACCUCAUAACUCGUACUACAGCCAGGCAAGCAGGGGUGGACCUCAUAACUCGUACUACAGCCAGGCAAGCAGGGGUGGACCUCAUAACUCGUACUACAGCCAGGCAAGCAGGGGUGGACCACAUAACUCGUACUACAGCCAGGCAAGCAGGGGUGGACCUCAUAACUCGUACUACAACCAGGCAAGCAGGGGUGGACCUCAUAACUCGUACUACAGCCAGGCAAGCAGGGGUGGACCUAAUAACUCGUACUACAGCCAGGCAAGCAGGGGUGGACCUCAUAACUCGUACUACAGCCAGGCAAGCAGGGGUGGACCUCAUAACUCGUACUACAGCCAGGCAAGCACGAGUGGACCUCAUAACUCGUACUACAGCCAGGCAAGCAGGGGUGGACCUCAUAACUCGUACUACAGCCAGGCAAGCAGGGGUGGACCUCAUAACUCGUACUACAGCCAGGCAAGCACGAGUGGACCUCAUAACUCGUACUACAGCCAGGCAAGCACGAGUGGACCUCAUAACUCGUACUACAGCCAGGCAAGCAGCGGUGGACCUAAUAACUCGUACUACAACCAGGCAAGCAGGUGUGGACCUCAUAACUCGUACUACAGCCAGACAAGCAGCGGUGGACCUCAUAACUCGUACUACAGCCAGACAAGCAGCGGUGGACCUCAUAACUCGUACUACAGCCAGGCAAGCAGCGGUGGACCUCAUAACUCGUACUACAGCCAGGCAAGCAGGGGUGGACCUCAUAACUCGUACUACAACCAGGCAAGCAGGGGUGGACCUCAUAACUCGUACUACAACCAGGCAAGCAGGGGUGGACCACAUAACUCGUACUACAGCCAGGCAAACAGGGGUGGACCUCAUAACUCGUACUACAGCCAGGCAAGCAGCGGUGGACCUCAUAACUCGUACUACAGCCAGGCAAGCAGGGGUGGACCUCUUAACUCGUACUACAGCCAGGCAAGCAGGUGUGGACCUCAUAACUCGUACUACAACCAGGCAAGCAGGGGUGGACCUCAUAACUCGUACUACAGCCAGGCAAGCAGGGGUGGACCUCAUAACUCGUACUACAGCCAGGCAAGCAGGGGUGGACCUAAUAACUCGUACUACAACCAGGCAAGCACGAGUGGACCUCAUAACUCGUGCUACAACCAGGCAAGCACGGGAAGACCUUAUCGUCUAAACAACAACUAG
This is a messenger RNA of Mya arenaria, 3258 nucleotides long. Its product is annotated as hornerin-like. Lineage: Eukaryota; Metazoa; Mollusca; Bivalvia; Myida; Myidae. Bases 1 to 3258 code for a protein of 1085 amino acids. The transcript is spliced from 4 exons. The record is from RefSeq and is a predicted model, not a curated record.